Messenger RNA from Falco peregrinus (peregrine falcon), 8122 nucleotides. It is a transcript of the gene PDE10A, whose product is annotated as phosphodiesterase 10A. The transcript has 22 exons. The record is from RefSeq and is a predicted model, not a curated record. NCBI's taxonomy places the organism in Eukaryota, Metazoa, Chordata, Aves, Falconiformes, Falconidae. Gene Ontology annotation, biological process: negative regulation of receptor guanylyl cyclase signaling pathway; signal transduction. The coding region runs from base 411 to 3578 and encodes 1055 amino acids. Gene Ontology annotation, molecular function: protein binding; 3',5'-cGMP-stimulated cyclic-nucleotide phosphodiesterase activity.
GCGGCACUGCAGUGAUUUUAUCUGCCUCUUUGCAGACGAGCACGCACAUACGGGGCAAUAUUUGCCUCGCUCGAAGAAAAUACAGGUUGUUGCCGUUUUCUUGCUUUGAAUGCGAGGUGGGAGCAUGAGGAAAAGCGGACUUUAAAAGGGGAUCGGAACCGCUCGGCGGUCAGUAGCGCCCUGUCCCCUCCGGCCUAAAGGGGGAACGGAAAUGUGAGGAUUUUGUGAGGGCGGGGAGCCGGGGUGCGGAGGAAGCACUGCCCGGGGGGUGCUGGAGGGAACGCAGGACCGAACCGCGGGCGCCCCUUCUUCGGCUCCGUCCUUUUUCGGCUUCCCCUUUCGCUUUACUCCGGUCUCUCUCCUAGACGUCCUGCCUUAAACUACCGCGAAAGGGAGGGAAGAGCGGAAGCAUGUCCAACCCGGAGAAGCGGAUCUUAUCCCGCCCCUCGGCCCCCCUGGCUGCAGCACCCGGGGAAAAGCCCGGCUCCGGCAGCCGCCCGCUCCACUCCCAUGGCCAGAGCGGCGGAGGUGGAGGCAGCGGCGGUUCUCCUCCUCCUCCCCCCGCUCCUGGAGGCGGCUCGGCUGCCUGCAGCUCUCUCUCUCUCCUCCUAACAACCACCAGCAGCAGCAGGAGCCGCGCUGCAGGGACAGCCUCCUCCGCCGCCUCCGCCAGCAUCGUCCCCAGAGCGGCAGCGGCUCCUUUCCUCGCUUCAGUCCCCUCCUUUUCCUCCGCUUCUCCAUCUUCUUUUUACUUCUUGCCGCCGCCUCCUCGUUUCCCCUCCUCGUCUUCCUUUAACCUCACAAGUCUCCAAGGGAGGGAAGGAGGAGGAGAGGCAGCGAGAGCGGCAGGAGGAGGAGGAGGAAGAGAUGUUGGCGGAGCAGCAGCAGCAGCAGCUCACUUGAUCGCCCAUCCAGGCGGCAGCGGCAGGAGGAGACUCUUCUGUUCUUCCUCCAUCCAGGGCUUGCUGCUCCGUUCCGCAGCCGGCGGCCCCCGGCAGCACCACUCCCGGCUCCUCCUCUCGCCAGCCGCCUCUCUCCCGUGGUCCUGCAAUUCCCUCGGUGCUGCAGCAGCAGCAGCCCGCGGCGACGGGAUCCGAGGAGGCGACGGCCCCGGCGGGAGCAGGACUCCUAGGCGGCAGCAGCGGCAGAGAGACGCCUUCUUCUCCUUCUCGUCUCCCUUGCUUCUAGGGCCAGACAUGGAAGAUGGAUCUAAUUCUGCAAGCUGCUUUAGGAGGUUUACGGACUGUUUCUUGAACACAAGUUUAACAGAUGAAAAAGUGAAGGCCUAUCUUUCUCUUCACCCCCAGGUACUGGAUGAGUUUGUGUCAGAAAGUGUAAGUGCGGAAACUGUGGAAAAAUGGUUAAAGAGGAAAAAUAAUAGACAAGAAGAUGAAUCGACUCCUAAAGAAGUCAGCAGGUACCAGGAUACGAAUAUGCAAGGUGUAGUGUACGAAUUGAACAGCUACAUAGAACAACGCCUGGAUACAGGAGGAGAUAACCAACUACUUCUGUAUGAACUGAGCAGCAUCAUUAAAAUAGCUACAAAAGCUGAUGGAUUUGCACUAUAUUUCCUGGGAGAAUGCAAUAAUAGUCUGUGUGUAUUUACACCACCAGGAGCUAAAGAAGGACAACCACGGCUCAUUCCUGCAGGGCCCAUUGCACAUGGCACUACAGUAUCUGCUUAUGUAGCCAGAUCCAGAAAAACGUUGUUAGUAGAAGAUAUUUUGGGGGAUGAGCGAUUUCCCAAAGGUACUGGUCUGGAAUCAGGGACUCGUAUCCAAUCUGUUCUGUGUUUGCCAAUUGUCACUGCAAUUGGUGAUCUAAUUGGUAUCCUGGAGCUUUACCGUCACUGGGGCAAAGAAGCCUUCCACCUUAGUCAUCAAGAGGUUGCAACAGCAAAUCUUGCAUGGGCUUCAGUAGCAAUACAUCAAGUACAAGUGUGCCGGGGCCUUGCCAAGCAGACUGAACUGAAUGACUUCUUGCUUGAUGUAUCAAAAACGUAUUUUGAUAAUAUAGUUGCAAUAGAUUCUCUACUUGAACAUAUAAUGAUAUAUGCAAAAAACCUGGUGAAUGCAGAUAGGUGUGCACUCUUCCAGGUUGACCACAAAAAUAAGGAGCUGUAUUCAGACCUUUUUGAUAUUGGAGAAGAGAAUGAUGGGAAACCUGUCUUCAAGAAGACCAAAGAAAUAAGAUUUUCUAUAGAAAAAGGAAUAGCUGGUCAAGUGGCAAGAACAGGAGAAGUCCUUAACAUCCCUGAUGCCUAUGCAGAUCCACGCUUUAACAGAGAAGUAGACCUCUACACAGGCUACACAACCAGAAAUAUCCUGUGCAUGCCUAUUGUAAGCCGUGGAAGUGUAAUAGGUGUUGUGCAGAUGGUGAACAAAAUAAGUGGAAGUGCCUUCUCUAAAACUGAUGAGAACAACUUUAAAAUGUUUGCAGUCUUUUGUGCUUUAGCCUUACACUGUGCUAAUAUGUACCACAGAAUUCGCCAUUCAGAGUGUAUUUACCGUGUAACAAUGGAGAAGCUAUCCUACCACAGUGUUUGUACAGCAGAAGAGUGGCAAAAUCUCAUGCACUGUACACUGCCUCCACAUAUUUAUAAAGAAAUUGAACUAUACCACUUUGAUAUCAGUCCCUACGAGGAUGUCUGGCCUGCCAUUUUUGUCUACAUGGUUCAUCAGUCCUGUGGGACAGCCUGCUUUGAACUUGAAAAGCUAUGCCGAUUUACUAUGUCUGUAAAGAAGAAUUAUCGCCGUGUGCCCUACCACAACUGGAAGCAUGCCGUUACCGUUGCACAUUGCAUGUAUGCCAUACUUCAGAACAACCAGGGGCUUUUCACGGACCUAGAGCGAAAAGGUCUUUUAGUUGCAUGCCUGUGUCAUGACCUGGAUCACAGAGGCUACAGUAACAGCUAUCUUCAGAAGUUUGAUCACCCCUUGGCUGCUCUCUAUUCCACAUCAACGAUGGAACAGCACCACUUCUCUCAGACAGUGUCCAUCCUGCAGCUGGAAGGGCACAAUGUCUUCUCCAAUCUGAGCUCCAGUGAAUAUGAGCAAGUACUUGAGAUCAUCCGGAAAGCCAUCAUUGCCACAGACCUUGCCCUGUAUUUUGGAAAUAGAAAACAGCUUGAAGAGCUGCAUCAGACGGGAGCAUUAAACCUUAAGAAUCAAGCACACAGAGACAGAGUGAUUGGUCUGAUGAUGACAGCUUGUGAUCUGUGUUCUGUAACAAAGUUGUGGCCGGUUACCAGACUGACGGCCAAUGAUAUAUAUGCGGAAUUCUGGGCUGAGGGUGAUGAGAUGAAGAAAACAGGUAUUCAACCUAUUCCUAUGAUGGACAGAGACAAGAAAGAUGAAGUCCCUCAGGGUCAGAUUGGGUUCUACAAUGCUGUAGCCAUCCCAUGUUACACCACACUUGCACAGAUAUUUCCUCCAACUGGGCCACUACUCCGAGCAUGCAGGGACAAUCUCAACCAAUGGGAGAAAGUAACAAGAGGUGAGGAAGCCUCCAUAUGGAUUCCCUCCCAGUCCCUCGCUCCUGGGACCUCAGAUUCACUUCCUGUGAAGAUCGAUGACUGAACAGCAGCAACAGAUUGCUUGAACCUGAAAAGCAUCCCUGCUUAUUUUGGGGGUUUUUAGUUUUGGUUCAUUUUUAUUUGGGGAAUAAAAAAAAAAAAAGAGAGAGAAAAAAAAGGAAAAAGAAAAGCUACAGAAUGCUAAGAAGUAGAUCUGCCUAGGAAGGUAACACUCAUGGAGUUACCUCAGCUAAAUGACUCUGGCAGCCAAUCUCCUGAUCUACACUAGUGACACAACAUCAACAGAGGGAAAAUGACAACCCAGAUGUUUUGGAGUCAGCUAUCAAAAGAGAACUUACAACUUGUGAAUAUAAAAGACUGGCCUUAUCUCAUGGGCUACAUUGCUGAGGCCUUAAUUUAAAACUGAUGGGGGGGCAGGGAGGGGGGCAGAAUAAAAUCUUAGGGGGUACUUCUAAAUUGUAUCUUUCUAGUAAGGGUUUCAAUGGUACUUUUAUUAUACCGUCCUGUGGCUGGCUUUAACACCAGUGUCACUUGGGAGUUCUUGGCUAUAAAUAGAACAAUAUACCCAUUGCUAUUGUGAAUGUUUAUGUGUGAUCUACUUGUAAUCAGUUUGAAUUCCAGCAGAAUCCUUGGAGGCUAUCAUUCAUGCUUAGGUUACAGUGAAUUCUCUUGCUGCAAACUAAAGGAAAACCAACAUUCGGGUUAAAGUUUCAAAGUACUUCAUCAAGCAUCAUGAUGCAAAUUAUCUGUCACUUACAUGGCAAACGUUGAAAGAACUAGUGAUGGUGCUUUGUUCUUCAGAAUAGUUUAUAAAGCUAGACAACUCCUCCCUUUAAACACUGGAAGUACUGGAUAUUUAUCUCUGAUAUGAGAGAGUUUCAGGUUGGAGUUUUUGUAUCCAUAGUGACAGAAGUAUCAGAUUAAAAUUUAAAUGUGACAGCAAAGAUUUCCUUGCCUAGCUCACAAUUAAGUAAAGUCAUAAUUUUUAUUUCUACCUGCUGAGUUGUAUUUUAAAAGGUAUUGGAGACAUACCCGAGGUAUGCUAUCUGCUGGGAACAAAAGCUUUGUCAGAAAAGUCAGGUCUGAUAAGAGGGAUGGUGGUACCAUCACAAUAAAUCAAAAAUGUUUUUGUAUUGACUAGCUUUUGUGUCGCACAGUAACACUGCAUGUCUUCUGCUGCUCUUUUCCCCCAUCCUGAGAUGAGUGAAAUUACAAAAAUUCUCCAUUUGUCUGUUUGCUUUUUUUCCCCUAGUACAGAAAAAUUUCCAGGGCUUAGAACGGCCUUUCUUAGUGAAAGAAUAGCUGACUGAAGAAAAGUACGCUAAAAUAGUGUGUUUACAGUUCUGUGCUGACUUAGGCUUCAGCCUUACAAACCUCUGCACAGACUUUAAGACCUUGCAUUUAAUGCCACUCUUUUAAAUUUAGUGCAAUUUUGCAGAGUAUGUUUCAACAACACUUAAUUUGCCUUCAUCUUUCCCUCAAAAAUAAUGAGGAAAAAAAUCUUCAUAUUGAUCCGUACAGUAGGUGAAAACACAGGCUUUGCAUACCUUUCACAUACAGCCUAUACUGCAUUAUAUGCUUUUUCACAGGUCAUAUACUUUUGCAGUUGUUCCAUGAUAACAUGGCCAUUUGUGUAACUUUAACAAUUAAUAGGGUCUUAAAGACAGAACACAGGUUCUCUUUUUCCAUCUCAUGUCUGUUGAGCUGUGUUGCUCUAAUAAGCAUGCCAUUGUAUGGGUUUCAUGUAAAUUACUUGGACUCUUGAGUUUUGCCUUCUGUUAUGGUCGAGCACAUACCAGUAUCUGUACAUGUGUACAGUAUGUGAUAAAUAAUUGCAUAAUGUAAAUGCACCUAAGCCUUUGCAGUACAUAGAUAUCCCAGAGGCUGAGAAUUCAAUAUGAAGUUACCUUAUUUGUAUGGAACAGAUUACCUAGCAGCAACCCCAUAAUUUUUUUCUGUUUGCUUUACCAAUUCUAAGUGCAGAAAUUCAUUGUUAACCACAGCAAAUUAGUUUGGCAUUUUUUUAAAAAUGGCAGGAAACACACCAAAGUAGAAUGAAUAGUAUCUCAUGCUGUGUCCUCUGCUUUAAUCCUUAGCAGUUCUGUUUUAAGUAAAUCAUGCAGAUGCAGCCUUUCAUCUGCUGAGUACUUGAGACGCAAUCCAUGGUUCCUAAUUUACAUGGAAAUUAUCCAAAUCCACAGUGACUACAAAAAUACUCUCUACAAUUCAGGUACCCCAGCAACUGGAUGGGUAGUUUUUCCUUCAUGGGUUAAGUAUAAUUGCUGUUAUUCUCCCUCUUUGAAUGCUGAUAUUACAAGCAUUGCAAAAAUAUUGCUUGCCAUUCUGUUUCUGUGUGUAUGUUAAGCUUUUAAUCCAUCUUUUACUCAUUGACAGUGAAGGUAACUUCGCUAGUUCUGUUACUUACCAUUCAAAAUAUUUGGCAGUAUCACAUAACUUAUAUUUUGAAGGUUAUAAGUACUGAUACAAAACAUGGUUCCCUAGCAAAUCUGUCAAAUUGUCAGUAAUUUGUUCUAUUAAUGUCUCAAGUCAAUCAGGUAUUGUUUCUAAUAUAGAACUAUCCAAACCACGUAAUAUAUAUGUUUGCUAUAGUACAAUGUCCAUUAGAAUUAAAAAUUAUGGUGUCAAUAUUUGUGGUUUGGUUUGUUUCCCUGGUGUGUAAAAGGAGAGAGGUCAUGACAAAAAUGUUACUCUCUGUUAGCACCUAGACAAAAAAAAAAAAAAAGCGCCAUGAUGGGCUGUAUUUUCUAAGCAAAUUUAGUCUGCCUCAGCAUUUACAGAGUGAAGAUUCAGAUAUGGGUUGUUUGGUUGGUUGGGUUUUUUUUGUAGGAGCAGACUUAUACCCGUGCUUCCAAAUUAAAAAACACCAAAAAUUAAAACUCUGAAGCUGCAUUUGAAUUUCAUGGCUUAAGUUCAUGUUGAGAUUUGACUAUUACAAAUUCCGAAUGGAACUCACAGAUAGUGUAAGACAUCUAGGUCUGUAAGGCAUCUUAAAUUAAAUCACCAAAAGCCAUUCUUCCUUGCAUUUUUAUCCUGCUAAAGCUGAUUUUCCCAAGAUCAAUAAGAAUGUAUAAAAACCCUAACAGAUCUCUCCUUUCCUAGAAGUGUUAGACUUUAUACUCCCAGAACUGCAUUAUGUUUGUUGACAAUUCCAAUUGCUUUUCCCUUCUAAGCCCAGUAAAGGUAAAAAUGCUGAAGCUGUAUCUGAGCAUUUCUAAUCUAUUAUGAAAUCAUGCCUGGAAGGUAUGCACUAAGUGAGAAAAGUAGUUGACAUAGCAUGUUCCUCAUCUGAGGUGUUGCAUAUUUUAUUACAGUGCUGAUAGAAACUGCACUGUUAUAAUUACUCUGUGAAUUUUGUUCCAUAGUGCAACGUUCUGCUGUAAUGGUUCAACUCAUGGCAGUAUUAUUAUUUUUUUUAUAAGUGACCAUUAUAGAAAUGCAAUAGAUUUUUUUAGUAAGUAUGCGAUAAAACAUAUUUACAUUGGAGAGGACAUGCAGUGUGGAUUUCAUCUUUGUAUGUAGCACAGACUUCUGGCAUGUGUUUAAACUUAGAACAGUGUGAUCAGUUUGCUGUGACUGCAUUUAGAAUAUUUUGUGUUAAAAUUGUAGGGAUAGCAAGUAACUAUUCAUGUUAAAAAAAUAGAUUGUUAGAUGCUCAAAACAAUUAUGACCCUCUUGAAAUAAUGCAUUUGCCUCAAACACUGUGAUACAGAAACAGUUCUGUGAAGCGAAACAAUUAAUUUACUCAUUCUAAACACAGAAAAGGCUUUCUGCACACUACUACAAGGAAGUUCAUGUUCAAACUUUAAGUUAUAUACCCCAAUCUAGCAAAGGCACAUCAUAACUCCUGUUUUGCUUUUUGACCAAAAACUGUGCUCGAUUGUAAUACGGGUGUAUACUCUGUCAAACAACCUAAAAUAACAGACUGCUUUCUAGGGUAGAUCAAACUGAUUUGUAGAGUAGUUUCAUAUAUAUUCAAAAUUCAGGUUGGGCUGUUAUGUGAAGAAGAAAGAACUUCAAGGUAACAACAUUCAACUUUACUACAGUUAGUGAGCUGAAAAAAUUGUUUUAUAUAUAUAUAUAUUUACACACACAUAUAUAUAUAUAUGAUACAUAUAAAAUAUCUUUGUAAAAAAACAAAAAUAUGCAAGUGCAAUAAUUUAAAGAGGUCUUAACUUUGCAUUUAUAAAUUAUAAAUACUGUACAUGGUGUGUAAUUUUUUUCAUGUAUUCAUUUGCAGUCUUUGUAUUUAAAAAACAAACCUAAACCUUUACUAUUACGUUUGUACAAUAGAACAGUAAGCAUUUAUUAUGAUACAGUUAAGUUGUAAAUAAAUUCACAAACCAAACAGCCAGUACAUAUGCAUAUAUGGGUGUCCUAUUGUGAAACCUGGUUUUGCUUUUACUGCUGGCUUUAGCACAGCAAGACUACUUCUGUGGAUAUGUAAUUAUACAUAUAAAUAUAUGUAUGAUACAUAAAAUAUAUUUAGAAAUGUUCAUAAUUUUAAUUGAUAUAUCUAUACAUAUACUUUGGUGUGAAUAUUACUGAAUACAGAGUUUUUUAAUAUUA